Glossina fuscipes is the source of this 1429-nucleotide messenger RNA. RefSeq names its product galactokinase-like. The coding region runs from base 137 to 1387 and encodes 416 amino acids. Gene Ontology annotation, biological process: carbohydrate phosphorylation; galactose metabolic process. The transcript is spliced from 8 exons. The record is from RefSeq and is a predicted model, not a curated record. Gene Ontology annotation, molecular function: galactokinase activity; ATP binding. Gene Ontology annotation, cellular component: cytosol; cytoplasm. NCBI's taxonomy places the organism in Eukaryota, Metazoa, Arthropoda, Insecta, Diptera, Glossinidae.
CAUUGUGUUACGAAAGGGCAGUAUCGGAAAAACUUCUAAUAGUUAACGUGUGAAAAUAAGCGAGUUUGGGUAUCAGCAGCUUCCACAUAAUAAACGUUUCCGUAAUUACUGAUAAUAGCAGUUGAAAAAAAGUGAGAUGUCAUCAUCAUUGUCUUCAAACAUUAGCAAGCAGCAAAUUAAACAACUGCCAACAUUGGAGGAGCUUUUGCAAACAGCCAAAGAGACAUUCCGUCAAAAUUUUGGCGUAGAGCCAGAGCUUGCCUGCUGUGCACCGGGACGUGUUAAUUUGAUUGGUGAACAUGUUGACUACAAUGAUGGUUUUGUUUUGCCGAUGGCUUUGCCUAUGGUUACUCUCAUUGUUGGAGGUCAACGUGUUGGAAAUGAUGUCGAUUUAAUUACAUGCUGUACCGAUGUUGAUGAACCGAAGCGUGUCAAAUUUCGUUUGUUCAGUUUAAAGCCAAGCGAGAAACCUAAAUGGUCCAAUUAUGUGAAAGGUGUUAUUCACUAUUUUAUGGAGGAUCAUGGAGAAAUGCCAUUUGGCUUUAAUGCGGUCAUUGUGAGUAAUGUGCCGGUGGGAGCCGGUUUAUCGUCUAGUGCUGCCAUUGAAGUGGCCACAUUGACAUUUCUGGAACAUUUUACAGGCCACAAGCUACCAAAUGAUGCUAAGCGUGCUUUAAUUUGCAAAGCAGCUGAACAUAACUUCGCUGAAAUGCCUUGUGGUAUUAUGGAUCAAACUAUAUCGUUGUGCGGUAAGAAGGACUGCGCUUUAUUAAUAGAUUGCUGUUCUCUGGAAAUGUUCCAAAUUCCAUUUGUUGCCGGUGAAAAGGAUCUGGUGGUUUUAAUUUGCAAUUCAGAUGUGCGGCAUGAGUUAUCCGACAGUGAAUAUCCAACAAGACGCAAACAAUGCUUACAGGCACUCAACAUAAUGGCACUGAAGAGCUAUAGAGAUGCAACAGACGAAGGCAACUUGUCAGCUUUAAAGGCCAACCAUUGCGAUGAGGUGUUGCUGAAACGAGCACGACAUGUCAUUACGGAAAUCAAGCGGGCACAAGAGGCUGCCAUCGCAUUAAAAGCUCACGAUUUUAAAAAGAUGGGUGAACUAAUGACAAAGUCACAUAUGUCACUACGUGAUGAUUUUCAAGUGUCGUGUCCGGAACUGGAUGUACUCGUUGAUGCGGCCAUUAAUUGUCCUGGUGUGUUGGGAUCACGUAUGACGGGCGGUGGUUUCGGUGGCUGCACAGUAACACUCGUACAACGCAAUGCUCUUGAUAAUGUUAUUACCGCAAUAUAUGAGAAUUUCAUCAAGAAAUUUAAUAAAAACGCUGCCGAACGUAUCGAAUUUUAUAUUUGUACACCAAGCGAAGGAGCCAAAAAAUUGUCAUUAUAAUGAAAAGCUGACAAAAGUGCAGUAAAAGAAAAAUAAAUGAAA